This is a messenger RNA of Drosophila biarmipes, 646 nucleotides long. RefSeq lists its product as uncharacterized. Bases 5 to 526 code for a protein of 173 amino acids. The transcript is spliced from 2 exons. The record is from RefSeq and is a predicted model, not a curated record. Lineage: Eukaryota; Metazoa; Arthropoda; Insecta; Diptera; Drosophilidae.
AGCCAUGAGGUUUCUCCUGUGGACCUGGGUCCUUUUGAUUGGCGAGUCCCACGAGUACGUGCGCCUCACCAAUCUCAAGUGCGAGAGCUUUGACAAGAGCUACAUGGACUUCCCCGAGUGCCGACUGAAGGUCCUCGGAAGGGGCAUUAUAGCCGCCAACGUGCAUGUGAAAGUCCUGAAGUUACCACUGAACCGGAUGGUAACCAGAUUUGCCACCUAUCGGAAACUCAACGGCUACCACCCGUUUCUAUUCAAUGUUUCCAAAGAGCUCUGUUGGUCACUGAAGCACCCAAAUCGCCUGGAUGUCUUCUACUGGUUCUACACCGCUUUUAUGCCGUACUCCAACCUGAAUCAUACUUGUCCCUUCAAUAAUGAUAUUUACGUGAGGAACUGCACCUUGAACGAUGGCAUGUUUGUGAAGGUUCCAUUGCCAAAGGGAACCUACAAGCUCACACUCAAUAUGGACGACGGCAACGAGACGUGGGUUUCCAUUAUAUCAAUAUACUUUGAUAUUGAUGUGGACUAAACAGCGAAACUAUACUAUACAAUUAUUCUAAGACUUGUGAUGGUUAAUCUAUAAGAUGUGACGUACUAUGAUAAUGGGUUAAAUUUAAUUUACAAUAAAAAGAACGUCGUAUAAACUUAA